Oxyura jamaicensis (ruddy duck) is the source of this 3091-nucleotide messenger RNA. It is a transcript of the gene KLHL1, whose product is annotated as kelch like family member 1. The transcript is spliced from 13 exons. NCBI's taxonomy places the organism in Eukaryota, Metazoa, Chordata, Aves, Anseriformes, Anatidae. Gene Ontology annotation, molecular function: protein binding. The coding region runs from base 381 to 2495 and encodes 704 amino acids. The record is from RefSeq and is a predicted model, not a curated record.
GCUCCCCCGUUAAUCAGAUCAGCUCUCCUUUGCAGCCUCUCUCACCCGCAAGUGCCUGUCUCCCCUGAGAGGUGUCUCUCAUUCGUGCCUCUCUCCCCUCCCCUUUCCACCGAUCGCCGUGCAAAUUCUCGUCAGCUCCCUUUCUCCUUCUCCCUUCCCUGCUGGAUGACUCUCCCCUCCUCUCGGCUCUGUGCAUCGCUCCCUCCAUCCCUCCCUCCAUCCUCCCUCUCCCUCUCCGCGCUGCCUGUGUGCGCGCAUCUCCCUCCUCCGGCCGCCCACCACCACCCCUCGCCCUGCAGGCGCAGCGCUGCCCGGAGAAGCCUUCGAUCCUCCGCCGCCUCCCGGCCCUGCCCGGCCGCCCCGAGUCCCUCCUCGGCACCAUGUCCGGCUCCGGCAGGAAAGACUUCGACGUGAAGCACAUCCUGCGCCUCCGCUGGAAACUGUUCAGCCACCCCUCGCCGGCGGGCGGCCCGGCGGGGGGCGGCUGCCUGCCGCCCGACAGCAGCUUCGAGCACUGGGGGCCGAGCCAGAGCCGCCUGCUGAAGAGCCAGGAGAGGGGCAGCAGCGCCUUCUGGAAGAAAUCCCCCUCCUCAGCCUCCUCCACCGCCGCCGGGCCGCCCAACGGGACGCCGCGGCCGGGCGGGGGUCACGGACCGGGGCCGGGUCCUCCGCCGCCGCCCCGCACCGUCUUCUACGUGGAGACUCUGGAGGAGGAAGAGGAGGAGGAGGCGGAGGCGGCGCCCGGCGGCAUGGAGGUCGCCCGGGAGCCCGAGAAGCCCCCUGCGCCGGCCGAGCGGGAGGAGGCGCCGGGGGGAUGCGCGGAUGGCGGCAGCCGGGCAACAGGUGACGGAGGAGGGCGCAGACUGUCAGCAGUCAGUCAUCCCCUGCCACCUCACUGCGACAUGGAUUCGAGUAGUUCUGAGGAAUUCUACCAGGCUGUUCACCAUGCUGAGCAAACCUUCAGAAAGAUGGAGAGCUACCUGAAGCAACAACAGCUCUGCGACGUCAUUCUGAUUGCUGGGAAUCGCAAGAUACCUGCACACAGACUUGUCCUCAGUUCUGUCUCUGACUACUUUGCUGCCAUGUUCACAAGUGAUGUUUGUGAAGCCAAGCAAGAAGAGAUCAAAAUGGAAGGCGUAGACCCCAGUGCAUUGUGGGAUCUUGUUCAGUUUGCAUAUACAGGCUGCCUGGAGCUGAAAGAGGACACUAUUGAAAAUCUUCUGGCAGCUGCCUGCCUCCUCCAGCUCCCCCAAGUAGUAGAAGUUUGCUGCCAUUUUCUAAUGAAGCUUUUGCACCCAUCCAACUGUUUGGGAAUACGAGCAUUUGCUGAUGCACAAGGAUGCACAGAGCUAAUGAAGGUGGCUCACAACUACACAAUGGAGAAUAUAAUGGAAGUUAUAAGAAAUCAAGAAUUUUUACUUCUACCGGCUGAAGAACUCCAUAAACUUCUUGCUAGUGAUGAUGUGAAUGUUCCUGAUGAAGAGACCAUUUUCCAUGCCUUAAUGAUGUGGGUGAAGUAUGAUAUGCAGAGACGAUGCAGUGACCUAAGUAUGCUGCUUGCUUAUGUAAGAUUACCACUGCUUCCACCUCAGUUUGUGCUACAAAAAGUGUACAUUACUGUACACUUUCAGUAUGUACCAUUCAGAAUGAAUAACAACAAAGGUGAUACAACUAUUGAAAAAUAUGAUCUCAGAACAAAUAUAUGGAUCCAGGCUGGAGUGAUGAAUGGCAGGAGGCUUCAGUUUGGUGUUGCUGUCAUUGAUGACAAGCUGUUUGUCAUUGGAGGCCGGGAUGGUUUAAAGACGUUAAACACCGUUGAAUGUUACAAUCCAAAGACAAAGGCUUGGACUGUGUUACCACCAAUGUCAACACAUAGGCAUGGCUUAGGAGUUACAGUGCUUGAAGGGCCUAUUUAUGCAGUAGGAGGCCAUGAUGGUUGGAGCUAUUUGAAUACAGUUGAGAGGUGGGACCCUCAAAGUCAGCAGUGGACAUUUGUGGCAAGUAUGUCAAUUGCCAGAAGCACUGUUGGAGUAGCAUCGUUAAAUGGCAAGUUAUAUUCAGUUGGAGGUCGGGAUGGAAGUUCAUGUUUGAGUUCAAUGGAAUAUUAUGACCCUCAUACAAAUAAAUGGAAUAUGUGUGCUCCAAUGUGUAAGAGAAGAGGAGGUGUAGGAGUGGCUACAUGUGAUGGCUUUCUUUAUGCAGUUGGAGGUCAUGAUGCUCCUGCUUCUAACCACUGCUCCCGACUGCUGGACUAUGUAGAAAGAUAUGAUCCAAAAACUGAUACAUGGACAAUGGUGGCUCCACUGAGUAUGCCUCGAGAUGCUGUUGGUGUCUGUCUGCUUGGUGACAAAUUAUAUGCAGUAGGUGGAUAUGAUGGUCAAACAUACCUGAACACUAUGGAAGCCUAUGACCCUCAAACCAAUGAAUGGAUGCAGAUGGCUUCCCUAAAUAUUGGAAGAGCUGGUGCCUGUGUUGUAGUCAUCAAGCAACCAUGAAUUUGUGAGCACUGCUUAUGAUUUUACUAACUGUGAAAUGAUUAUUUUUCUAUCAGACAACAAGAAUAAUAACGUCACGAGAACAAGUAUUUACACACUGAAUGCUCUGUUGAUCACAGACAUGAAGAAGUUUGAAAGUGAGAAAGAUGAAGGAUUUAUGCCCUAUAAAAUCAUAAUAACUAUUUAUAUUCUGAGAAAAAGAAAAAAAAAAUCAGACUGUCGUAGGUGUAAAUAUGUAAGCGUGCAGUAGUAAGUACUGUAUUGUUCUCACAAAUGUGUCCUGGAGAACUGGAUAAUCAAUAGCAUCAAGGGACAGCUCUAGACAAGAAGCAGGAGGAAAUCAUGGACAAUUUUCAUGAGUUUUAACAGCAGAAACAUCAAAGUACAUUUAAUCACUUUUAAACUGUGUUUUUGGAAAAGUAGAUAAUAUAACAUUUUUCUGUUCAUGUCUUUUCUUCAAGUGUGUUAUGGCCUUAUCAUCUACGUAGUUAGGUAAGGGAAGAGAAUUAGUUCGUACUAAAGAGAUAAAAAAGUCUAGAUAUACAACAUCUAUUCAUAAUGAUUAAGCUGUUGCUCUACAGUAGGAAGAAAAAAAA